This is a messenger RNA of Sinocyclocheilus grahami, 1871 nucleotides long. Its product is annotated as V-type proton ATPase subunit C 1-A-like. Gene Ontology annotation, molecular function: proton-transporting ATPase activity, rotational mechanism. Gene Ontology annotation, cellular component: vacuolar proton-transporting V-type ATPase, V1 domain; lysosomal membrane. NCBI's taxonomy places the organism in Eukaryota, Metazoa, Chordata, Actinopteri, Cypriniformes, Cyprinidae. The transcript has 13 exons. The coding region runs from base 199 to 1350 and encodes 383 amino acids. Gene Ontology annotation, biological process: proton transmembrane transport. The record is from RefSeq and is a predicted model, not a curated record.
GGCUGCGCAUGCGCAGAUCACAGCAGCCCAUCAGCUGACCGUGAGAGAAGCCUUUGGAAACACUGGAGUGUCAUUAUGAUGAAUAUCAAAUCCUAAGACGGAUCCUUUGACAAUUAUUUAGUUAAAACUACCAAGUAAUCGUCGCGUCGUCUCGUUCACGUUGAGAUCAGACUCUCCAUUUGUCGCUCCUCAGCAGCCAUGACCGAGUUCUGGUUGAUUUCUGCUCCUGGAGAGAAGACCUGCCAGCAGACAUGGGACAAAAUAAUGACCGCCACAACUCGCACCAACAACCUCUCCACCAACAACAAGUUCAACAUUCCCGAUCUCAAGGUCGGGACAUUAGAUGUCCUAGUGGGGCUGUCUGAUGAGCUGGCCAAGCUGGACGCUUUUGUCGAGAGUGUGGUGAAGAAGGUGGCUCAGUACAUGGCAGACGUGUUGGAGGACAGUCGAGAUAAAGUCCAGGAGAACCUGCUGGCUAAUGGAGUCGAUCUGGUCACCUACGUCACAAGAUUCCAGUGGGACAUGGCCAAGUACCCUAUCAAACAAUCCUUGAAGAACAUUUCUGAGAUUGUAUCCAAGCAAGUCUCACAGAUCGACAACGACCUGAAGGCUCGAGCGUCAGCCUACAACAACCUGAAGGGAAACUUACAGAAUCUAGAGAGGAAGAAUGCAGGGAGCCUGCUGACCAGGAGUUUGGCAGAUAUUGUCAAGAAAGAAAACUUUGUGCUUGAUUCCGAGUACCUCAUUACUAUGCUGGUGGUGGUACCAAAAACAAAUUAUGCUGACUGGCAGCACACUUACGAGACUCUUUCAGAAAUGGUGGUGCCACGCUCUACAAAUUUGCUUUUUGAGGACCAAGACAGCGGCCUGUUUACCGUCACGCUCUUCAGAAAGGCCAUCGAUGACUUCAGACUCAAGGCCAGAGAAAACAAGUUCACGGUCCGGGACUUCCAGUACAACGAGGAGGAAAUGAAAGCAGACAAGGAGGAGAUGACCAGACUCUCAACUGACAAGAAGAAGCAGUUUGGUCCACUUGUUCGAUGGCUGAAGGUGAACUUCAGUGAGGCUUUUAUUGCUUGGAUCCAUAUUAAGGCUCUGAGGGUCUUUGUGGAAUCGGUGUUGAGAUAUGGGUUGCCUGUGAACUUCCAAGCAAUGCUGCUACAGCCCAACAAGAAGAACAUGAAGAAGCUGAGGGAGGUUUUGAACGAUCUUUACAAGCACUUGGACAGCAGUGCAGCUGCCAUUAUCGACCAAUCUGCCAUGGAUAUUCCUGGCUUGAACCUCAGCCAGCAAGAAUACUAUCCCUACGUGUACUACAAAAUCGACUGCAACCUGCUGGACUUCAAAUAGAAGAACUGCUUUUAACCACGUGCCCCUCCUUUUGUUUUGUCUCUGUGAAUAAAUCGAAGUUAAAUUAAACUGUAUAUUGCUGAACUCUUGUUCUAGUCACCCCGCCAUGCAUGCUCAUUCAUAUUCAGAGAUACUUCUCCGUUGUCGUUCAUUCAACGACGGCAGGAGAGUAUCUAUAUCUGCCGCCCCUAGUACUUUGUUUACAUUUUUUAAAGAAGGUUAUUGUGUUAUCAUAUGUGCAGGUGAAUGAAAUUAUGCGUUUUAAGUCAUUCCACUCAUGUUUUGUGACGUGUAGUAGUUACAUCUGCUGUUGGUGAUAGAUAUUAUUGUGUGGACAACUGUGUUUUUAACCUUUAUUCUUAAAAUGAAUCAGUGGUCCAUUUAAACAAACAAAGUGAUAGAAAAAACGUGUUACAAAGAUGCAAUAUAAAUGUGAUGUUAUGUACAUUUGGUGUUUAAAGAGUUAUAUGUGCAAAAUUAUUGUCAUCAUGGAACCAAAAUAUUAAAUUAUUAAAAGUACA